UUUUCCAGUUCAGUCGAAGGAGGAGGCCGAGUCGAAAAAUGGCUGACGGUGUGGAUCACAUCGACAUUUACGCGGAUGUGGAAGAAGAGUUCACCCAGGAAGCAGAGUACAACGUCCACGAGCAGAUAGACCUGUACGAUGAUGUCAUCUCACCCUCCGCCAACAACGGGGACGCCCCAGAGGACCGGGACUACCUAGACAACCUCCCCCCACCUGUGGGCAGUGAGGGGGGCAAGGGCGCCCCUCCCAAUGUGGUCUACACCUACACUGGCAAGAGGAUCGCCCUGUACAUCGGCAACCUCACAUGGUGGACGACCGACGAGGAUCUGACCGAUGCCAUUCGAUCCGUCGGCAUUAACGAUGUGCUGGAGAUCAAGUUCUUCGAGAACCGGGCCAACGGGCAGUCCAAAGGGUUCGCCUUGGUUUGCGUGGGAUCAGAGGCCUCUUCCCGGAAGCUGCUGGACCUGCUGUCCAAAAGGGAGCUUCACGGCCAGAACCCCAUCGUGACCCCCUGUAACAAACAGUCACUCAGUCAGUUUGAAAUGCAGUCCCGGAAAAGCACACAGUCGGGGCAGAUGUCCGGGGAGGGCAAGGCCGGCCCCCCAGGAGUGGGCCCUCGCGGCGGGUUCCCCCUGGGUCGAGGUAGGGGGCGUUUCCCCGGCCCCCCCGGCCCCGGCAGCGACCGCUUCCCAGGGCCCGUGGGACCCGGAGGGCCACCCCCUCAUUUCCCAGGAGGUCUUCAAGGGCCCCCACGCCCCCCACCUGGCCCUCCCGGCCCCCCAGGUCCCCCGGGGCCGCCUCCUCCCGGACAGGGCCUGCCCCCGCCUCUUUCUGGGCCGCCCAAUCGGGGCGACCGCCCCCCUCCCCCAGUGAUGUUCCCGGGCCAAUUCGGCCAGCCGCCGAUGGGACCCAUCCCUCCCGGCCCCCCGCCCCCUGUCCCGGGCUACGGCCCGCCUCCCGGCCCCCCUCCCCCCCAGCAGGGCCCCCCUCCCCCAGGACCCUUCCCUCCUCGCCCCCCAGGUCCCAUCGGGCCCCCGCUCGCCCUGGCCCCCCCGCCUCACAUGCCCGGCCCCCCUCCUGGCGGCCCGCCCCCAGCCCCCCAUGUCAACCCGGCCUUCUUCCCUCCCCCCGGAAACAGCAACAUGCCGUCGUCCGACAGCCGCGGACCCCCUCCCAGCGACCCCUACGGCCGCCCGCCUCCCUAUGACCGCGGAGACUACGGCCCCGCCGGCAGUAACCCGCGACCCUCGCUAAUCUGCGGGUAUGACCUAGGACCCCGCGACCCGUGGAUAAAUGAGGGAACGGUCACUCUGAAAAAUGGCGACCAGCACUUACGCGAUUCGAGCGAUUCAGGGGAAAUGGACGCCGCUCGAACCCCUCUGAGCGAGGCCGAGUUUGAGGAGAUCAUGAACCGCAACCGGGCCAUCUCCAGCAGCGCCAUCUCCAGGGCGGUGUCAGACGCCAGUGCAGCUGACUAUGGAAGUGCGAUCGAGACCCUGGUGACGGCGAUCUCCCUGAUAAAGCAGUCCAAAGUGUCGGCCGACGACCGCUGCAAAGUGCUGAUCAGCUCCCUACAAGACUGCCUGCACGGCAUUGAGUCCAAGUCUUACGGCUCCGCCUCCAGACGGGAGAGGUCCAGGGAGAGGGACCACAGCCGCUCCCGGGAGAAGAGCCGGCGCCACAAGUCCCGCAGCCGCGACCGCCACGAGGACUACUACCGCGAGCGCAGCCGAGAGCGCGAGCGACACCGCGAGAGAGACCGGGACCGUGAGAGAGACCGGGACCGCGAGAGGGAGUACCGCCACCGCUAGGGAAGCUGAAGGAAGAGGAUCGGGAAUCGCAAGGCUCCGCCGGGCCCCAUCAGGGAUGGACCAGCCUCUCACCCAUCUGUCUGCGUACGGAAGGACUGGCUUUCAGCCUACACCACUGUGUAAGGCAGAGCAGCAGUAGAAUAAAGCAAAACCAACACUCAUGGUAAAAGAAAAAAAAACCUCCACAGCUCUUUUUUUUAUUUUUUUAUGUUGCUUACAAAGUUUUAUUUGAUAUUAAAAAAAUGAAAUAAAACCUGUGUGAUUAAAAGUUACUGCUUUGCAAAAGAUAAAAUUGCCUGUUCUCCCAUAAAAAAAGACAUACAGAACUUUUUUGACAGCUCAUAAUGUGUAAAUUGUCAUUAGAAAUUGUCAUUAGAAAUGUUUUUAUAGGUUUUUUGUUUCGUUUUUUUUUUUUUUUCCCUGGAUUGUUGCAGUGUUAUCUCUUGUUUGGAUAAUGUCUGUAAACGUGAAGGCUUUGAUUAUUAAAUAUAGAUUUAGUGUUGUAAUAAACCGUUUACUGGGGCUGAUGCUUGUUCAUAUGCUACAGUUUCCUCUUGCAUUCCUCAACUCGCCAGUCCUCUUCAUUUAUAUUAAAUGUGUAUGUGUCGCGCCAAUUCUUUCAUAUUGAAUUAUACCAAAUUCAGUAGCGGCUUUGCCUGUUUUCGUGGAGGGAGGUAUGGUCUGUGUACAGGGAUUGCAUCUCCUUUGUUUUUUCCAUAUUAAGUCAUUGACAGCAAUAUCCAUGAGAUGCAAAUUACAAAUAUGCCUUGUGGUAGAAUGAUUCAUUUGUUGCUGGUCAAACACAUUUCGAAAUAUAAAACUCCUGUUUUGUUGUAAAGCUUUGCGUUUGUCAUGCAGUAGCUGUGACAGUUGGCUGUCUAUACACACCAGGCCUGUGAUUUUUUUUUUUCCUUUUUUAUGAGAUAUCACCAUUACCUUGGUGCAUUCAACAGGGAUAGUGCUCCUGGUGAAUUUGACAUUUGACAUGAAUACUGACAACUGUUUUGGUGAUUGCUGAUUUCUGUUCUGUGAGUGUGCAUGAUACUUGGACAGAGACCAUAUCAUUAACUAGGAGAAAGUUGUAUUUUCAAUGCUUUUUGUAGACACUUUUUUAAGGCCAGGCGGUAAAAAUGGCAAUGGGCAGUGACUAUUUUUGGAUUUCAUUUGAAAUGGCAUCAAGCAUUUAAUGAGCUGAAGUUUCACCAAAUUCACUGGAUUAGUCUUAAUUGUCGAAUUUUUUUCUAUUUGUACAACUUCAAAAUGAUCAUAUGAAGGUUCUCAGAACAGAGGGCAAGUCAUUUGAAAUGGUCUUAACCACUUGGUUGAAAUUGUUCAGCAAACUUUGUGGCAUUGUGUUGAACACGUUGUGUCAUUUUUUGGUGUUGUAAGGCGAUGGUAAGUCCAGUAGUCUUACUGUGAACGCAAAAUCACAGCUGCACUGAUUUUUAAAUAUUAGCUCUAUGGCAACUGCAUUAGGACAAAUGCUCUGAGAGGUAUCAAAAUUUGAUUUUUGUAUUGAUAUUUAAACCUUCCAUUUGUGAAUGUUCUGUGUCCAUGAUAUGUUUUUACCAUGUUUUCAUGAAUUCAAACUCAGUGACACAUGGUGGUGAUCUUUGAUUGCCAUAUGAAAUGCUGGUUUAAAAAAAAAAAGACCAGUGUUUUUAAUGACAUUUAGGGGUGUGGUGGUGGUGGAGACUGGCUGUAAAUUGUAAUGCCAUUGGAGAACAGAUUCUUGGGUAGCUUUAGUGGGUUUUUAAAUGCAGCAUAUGUAGAUGUUGGUGUGAGAAGCCACCAGGGGUCAAAGCAAGAGGCCACAGCUCCAGACCUCACGCGGCCAGCUCGGCUGUCUAUAGCCUUGUCUCUUCAGUGCCAGGAGAGGUUCAUUACCCAGCCUGCAUUUAGGAUCUCUCGUUCUUACACAUUUUCCAAGCAGUAGCCAGUGAAACCCUCUCGAGCUGUUGCCACGGGAGACAGGAGGUGUGUCCUCUUGCUGCCAGUGAGUAUGCUACACUUACAGGAAGUCCCUUCCCACCAGCUCGUUACCAUAAUUGUGGAUCAAGAAUCUGAAUUUGUGGGGGGGGGGUUUUCCAUGAAUGUCCCAUAAUUGAUUUUUUUACAAA
Megalops cyprinoides (Indo-Pacific tarpon) is the source of this 3931-nucleotide messenger RNA. RefSeq names its product cleavage and polyadenylation specificity factor subunit 6. Gene Ontology annotation, cellular component: mRNA cleavage and polyadenylation specificity factor complex. Gene Ontology annotation, molecular function: mRNA binding. Bases 39 to 1811 code for a protein of 590 amino acids. Gene Ontology annotation, biological process: mRNA alternative polyadenylation. The record is from RefSeq and is a predicted model, not a curated record. The transcript has 11 exons. Lineage: Eukaryota; Metazoa; Chordata; Actinopteri; Elopiformes; Megalopidae.